Messenger RNA from Aspergillus pseudonomiae, 2442 nucleotides. RefSeq names its product caspase domain-containing protein. The record is from RefSeq and is a predicted model, not a curated record. Gene Ontology annotation, molecular function: cysteine-type endopeptidase activity. Lineage: Eukaryota; Fungi; Ascomycota; Eurotiomycetes; Eurotiales; Aspergillaceae. Bases 1 to 2442 code for a protein of 813 amino acids. Gene Ontology annotation, biological process: proteolysis. The transcript is spliced from 3 exons.
AUGUCAUCCAACAAACGAGCCCUCCUAAUCGCCAGUACAUAUGGCGGGCUGAAUGGAACCCUAAAUGACGUCAAGACCAUGGAGGGUCUUCUUACACGACGAGAUUUUGAAAUCAUCCCCUGCUACAACGAAAGUGCAACUCGCGCCGGUAUCCUAGAGGCCUGGGCUAAGUUGAUCGAGGUCACCUCUCCCGGCGACGCCGUGGUGAUCUACUACUCAGGCCACGGGGCCCUAGUGCACGACGAGAACCGAAAGGAGAAGAAUAAAUCAUGGCAGUUCCAGUUCCUUGUCCCAGUCGACUACGACGAAUCGACUGAGGGAGACUUCCGGGGAAUCCUCGAUGUGGAAAUAUCGUACUUGCUUCGCGAUACGACGGACAAAACACGGAACGUGACUAUUGUUAUCGACUGCUGUCACUCUGGGCGGAUGUUCCGGGGUCCGGACGAGGAGCCUGUCAAGCAAAAGAGUUUGUCAAAAGUCCAAUUCCAUGAUUUGAAUUUGUACUUGAAGAAGCUUCGGGAAAAAGGGUAUUUCCAUGGUGAGGUGUUUCAGCUGGGAAACCCGUAUGCGGUUCGGAUCGCUGCCGCGGCCACAGCGGAAAGUGCUUGCGAGCAUAUCAAUGCGCGCGGGCAAUGGUCUGGGGCCUUGACUGAUGCUUUAGCUAAGGCUAUGGGGGAGACGAAUGGCAUUGAUGUGUCGUGGAGGACUACGCUGGUCAGGGUCUGUCAGCUGGUUAAUACCCGGCAUCAGUGGCAGCAUCCCCAGGUCGAGGGACCAGACACCCGAGCACACUUUUCUCUGCAGCAUGUCAAGUCCGGUGCGCUGUAUGUUAAGAUUGAGAACGGUAAGGCCAUGAUCGAUGCAGGGAGCGUGGUUGGUGUGCGAAAGGGGAAUGUUUACACUGUGGUUCCCUUUAAUCCGGAUGAGGCAGAAGAAGGAGAACCGGUCGUGGAAGCCACCGUUACCGCUGUGGCUGCAUUCAAAUCGAAAGCUGCGCUAACACAUCUGCCAUCAUGGAGGAGUAUACACCGCGAGGGCGCCUUGGCCUUCUUGAAACAUGAUGUGGUUGACAAGUUACCGGUGUCUCUUCCUCCAGACCUGGAUGGUCUCCAAGCGGGCGUGGAAGAAUCCAGAUACCUCAAACCUUCCAGUCCGGAUGAUAAGCAGAAACCCUUAGCCGAGCUUCGCCAUGAAGAGGGCUCUAUUGUGCUAGUCGACAAUGAAGGCAUCCGAAUCAGGACACGCUUGAUUGACAGCACCGAAGAGGUGACCUCUCAAGCAUUCAGUGACAUUAUUGCUGAUGCAGAGCGACUGGCCCGGGCAAAACGUGUUCGAGAAUUACGCUGCGAGAGAAGGCAGGAUCUCCUGGUACAUAAUUUACAGGUCACAGUUGGCACCGUGGAGGACGGCGAACCGAAGGUAAAUUUCCAAAUGGCCGGCAGCGAUCGGAUCAGUGAAGGAGAGUCCGUCUAUAUUCGUCUCGAAAAUGCUGGUAGUACUACCCUCUAUGUUUCCGUGCUGAACAUCAAUGUUGUUGGCACUGUUUCAUCAUUGACUGGAGCAUGGCCCUUGGGCAUUGAGCUCCCAGCUGAGCUUGAUAUAACACUUGGAAGUAACUCCUUUGAUGAGCUAGUGGGCUCGGAAAUAUCUUGGCCAAACGGAGUUGCAACCGACCUUCCUAUAGAAGAGCGGUUUGUGAUUCUUGUCUCUAACCGCCCAGUCAGUCUGAACUAUUUGGUGGAAUCGGUAAAUCUCGACGUAGACAUUCUGCGCGAUGCCGCCGAGUUUGUCAAGACCGCAGCUCAUCUCUACGAUGUUGUUCACAUCCCAUUCAAGCUUUACGCGAAGGAUGUAUAUUUGGACGAUACUCCUUCCCUAGACCAUGACUCUUCCAGCGAAACCGUGUUUUGGGAUGCUCUGGACGAGCCCGCAGACCAGUGUAUCCUAGCUGCUAAUCUGCCCGAGCCAGAGACCGUAGUGGAAUGGGCAGAUGCUCUAAGCUAUCCUCUGGACUCCGUACCCAAGGGCAUCUUCGGGGCCAUCAUCCGAACCAGCAAAAGUAUCCCGCCAUGCAUUCGAGUAAUAAACCAACAUACCGAAGAGAUCACCGUGGUGGUAUCCAAAUACCGACCGAACCGCCUGUUAUCAGAGGUGGGGAUAAAUGCCUCCCCGACAGGUGCUGGCGUAAACUUCAGCACAACGACUUUCAACGGGCCGGCAACUAAGAAGACUCUUGCGUCUCAGGCAGAUGAAUGUGGGUGCUGUGUUGCUACCUUUCCUCUCUGGUCUCGGAGCGAAGGUUUCGGUGUGAUCAGUAUUUUCAAGGGCCCUGAGAAGAUCUUAUAUAUUGAAAACGACCGGGUACCCGCUGGAGCGACAGCGUACUUUGCAAACAAGCCUAACCUGCGGCUUGAGAAGUAUGCUUCGGGGCAAUGGGUAUGA